This is a messenger RNA of Lactuca sativa (garden lettuce), 708 nucleotides long. RefSeq lists its product as uncharacterized. Lineage: Eukaryota; Viridiplantae; Streptophyta; Magnoliopsida; Asterales; Asteraceae. The record is from RefSeq and is a predicted model, not a curated record.
AUGAGGACAUUGGCAAAUCCAUGGUUUUCAAAGUUCUUAAUACGAGUUGGUGAUGGUGAUGAAGAAGCUAUUGAUGGAAGUUUUAUUCGAAUACCUGAUGACAUGUGUAUUGCUUCAACUGAUCAAGCUAAAUCGAAAUAUGAUUUGAUUAAUGUAAUUUUUCCUUCUUUGCAAAUCAAUGGUGGUUCUUCAGACUAUAUUAUUUCCCGGGCCAUAUUAUCAACUAAAAAUGAAAAUGUUGACCAAAUUAAUAAACAACUGAUCGAUAGUUUCCAUGGAGAUGAAAAGGUGUACUACAGUUUUGAUAAAGCAGAAGAAGAGAAGAAUAACUUCUAUCCGACGAAAUUCUUAAACUCUCUAAAUGUUAGUGGUUUUCAAAUGAACGUCAUCGAUGUAGAAAUAGUAGUUGGUCAUCAAGCUGGAAAAAGAGUAUUUUUGCCAAGAAUACCUCUUUGUCCAUUUUCUGAUGACAUGUUUCCAUUCAAACUAAAAGGAAAGCAAUUUCCAGUUCGACUUAGCUUAGUUGUGACAAUCAAUAAAGCUCAAGUCCAAACAAUUCCAAAUGUGGGUUUUUUCCUACCGGAAUCAGUUUUCUCGCAUGGACAACUUUACGUCGCACUCUCUAUUGGAAUAUGUGACAACCCGAAAUUUCUAUCUGUACAACUAUUCAAUUCAAUCAAAGUCAGACUUGUUUCUGCUAACUUUUAA